AAAAAUAAAUAAACAAUAUUAAAAUGUCAGUAGAACAAAAGUUUUAAAUAUUAGAAAAAUUAGGUGAAGGAGCAUAUAGUAUAGUAUACAAAGUAAAAAGAAAAAAAGAUAAACAAAUAUACGCAUUAAAGAAAGUAAACCUAGAAAAACUUUCAGAAAAAGAAAUAGAAAAUGCAUUAAAUGAAGUAAGAAUAUUAGCAUCUUUAAAAUCAACCAAUAUAAUAAGUUAUAAAGAAGCAUUUAUAGAUUAAAAAGAUAAUAAUUUAUGUAUAAUAAUGGAAUAUUGCGAUGAUGGUGAUUUACUUUAAAAAAUAAUGGAAAAUUAAAAAAACGGUUCAUUUUUUCAAGAAGAAGAUAUAUGGAAUAUAUUCAUACAAGUAGUAAAAGCACUCGAAAUUUUACAUUAAUUAAAAAUCCUUCACAGAGACAUGAAAAGUGCAAAUAUUUUCUUAAACAAAGACAAAACAAUAAAAUUAGGUGAUUUAAAUGUUGCUAAAAUAAAAAAAAAGGGUUUUCUACAUACUCAAACUGGAACUCCAUAUUAUGCAAGUCCUGAAGUAUGGAAAGAUGAACCUUAUGAUGAAAAAUCCGAUAUAUGGUCUUUAGGUUGUGUUUUAUAUGAAAUGGCGAGUUCUCAUCCUCCUUUUAGGGCUUAGGAUUUAAAUGGACUUUUUAAAAAAGUUACAUCUGGUGUUUAUGGAAAAAUUCCAUCUUUUUAUUCAAAUGACCUUUAAUUUAUUUUAAAAUAGCUUUUAUAAGUAUUAAAGGAAAAUUUAGUCCCUUAAGAAUCUUUUUGGUUACCAAAAAUUCAAAAUUUAAGAUUUUCCAGUUUAGAUGUUGUUUAAGGAAAUAAUAAAAAUAAUGAGGAAGAUAUUAUUUAGAAAAAAAAAGUGCAUUAACAUAGUAUGAGUGUAGGAAAAAAAUUAAAAGUUCUAUAAACCCCACAAAAAUAAAAUAUUAAUACUUAUCCUUAAAAAUCAAAGCAUAUUGUUAAUUUAAACUUAAUGGCCAAUAUAUAAGAAAGUUAUUAAAAAAAAUAUAGAAAGACUUUCGAAUGA
This is a messenger RNA of Ichthyophthirius multifiliis, 1058 nucleotides long. Its product is annotated as protein kinase domain protein. NCBI's taxonomy places the organism in Eukaryota, Ciliophora, Oligohymenophorea, Hymenostomatida. The record is from RefSeq and is a predicted model, not a curated record. Gene Ontology annotation, molecular function: ATP binding; protein kinase activity. Gene Ontology annotation, biological process: protein phosphorylation. The transcript is spliced from 7 exons.